Messenger RNA from Adineta steineri, 1026 nucleotides. NCBI's taxonomy places the organism in Eukaryota, Metazoa, Rotifera, Eurotatoria, Adinetida, Adinetidae. The record is from the annotation of a GenBank genome assembly.
AUGAAUUCAAAUGAAAUUCUUGAGCGAACAAUUGGAAUAGCAUUUGGUACAGCAAUUGGUGAUGCUAAAGGUAUUGCAUAUGAAACAUUAACACGACAACAAAUAAUUGAAUUACAAAAUAAAACUAAAAAAUGUUUAUAUACACGUGUAAUAAAUAAUCCAUAUGUACCAGAAAACUGGCAAAUUGGACGAUGGACGGAUGAUACACAAUUAUCAUUAGCUAUGAUGAGAGCAAUAACGAAAUAUCUUCAAACAAAUGAAAAUUUUAUGGUAAAUAUUGUUCAAGAACAUAUUAUUGAAUGGAAAGAAUCUACGGGUGGUUGGGGUGGAACAAAGAAUGCAAUUGAAAGAUUAUCAAAUGGUACUCAUACUUAUCUUGAUAGUGGUAAUAAAGCAGAAGGAAAUGGUGUUUUAAUGAAAUUAGCACCACUUGCUUUUUACUAUAGUUUAUGUCAUAAUGUAAAUGAUAAUGAAAUUGAAAUAAUAUGUCGUAUGACACAUAAUUCAUCUGUUGCUUUAUCAACAGCAUGUAUUUAUGUUCAUAUGUGUAUUUAUUUAUUUGAAAAGAAAAAUAUGACUUCAAAAGAAUUUCUUCAAUAUAUUUAUGAAUUAAGUAUUAAAUAUGAAAGAAAAUAUGAAUUAAACGAAGAUAGAUAUCUUGUAAGUUUAAGAAUUAAACGUUAUUUAGAUGUAAAUUCAUCGGAUGAAAUUAACGAAAAUUUAAUUAUUGAUGUUAGUAAUGGUGGAACUUAUUAUUGUGUUGAUAGUUUAACAAUGAUUAUUGGUCUGAUUGCAUGUUUACCAACAUGUGAACCCAAUUUUGAUACAUUGAUACGUGCUAGUGAAAUAGGUGGUGAUACAGAUAGUAAUGCAGCAAUGAUUGGAGCUAUUAUCGGCGGAAUGAAAGGUGUAACAUGUCUUGAUCAAGAACAUAUGAAUGAAAUUUAUCGAAAUGAUUAUAUUCAGAAAAUUGGAGAAGAAUUUGGUAGUGCUAUUAUUAAAUAUCUACAAUUAGAACAUGACUGA